Durusdinium trenchii is the source of this 582-nucleotide messenger RNA. Lineage: Eukaryota; Dinophyceae; Suessiales; Symbiodiniaceae. The record is from the annotation of a GenBank genome assembly.
CGAGAUUCAACCAGUUGCAAGACUGGCAGAUUCGAGCCACGCUGCCAGCCAUGAAGGGCCGCUAUAUGGCGACGUUGUGCAAUGACCUGUAUGAUUUGAUCUACUGGAGCGCUUUCCUGGCAUCGUUGUGCGGGCAUACACUGACGAUAGCUACCUGUGGUGCCGCUUGGCUCAUGCGAUUCGAUUGCGGGUGGCUGUACGCUGACCAACGACCGGAUGACAUGCGCGGGCUGGAGUCAGUUGCUCCAUGUCCUCGUCAGGGAGUUCACGUGGCUUUUGUGUCGACAUCACCUCAUUGGUGUCACCUUCAGGAGCCAGAGCAGUGGCUGCCUGGGAGUCAUUGGGCGGUGCUUUCCUGCCCUGUUGAUGACCGUGGCGCUUUCAUUUCAUCUUUGCCGAAAUCCUGGUGGAGACAUCAACGUGCUGAGCUCCAAGCCAGCUGAAGCAGCUGAAAACACUGCUGCGGCUUGAGCGCAGGCGCAAAGGAAGGGAUCUAAGAUGAUCUGAGGCAAUUCACCAAGCUGGCUCGUUUGACACCGCCCCUCCCUUAAAAACUAUUAUUCUGGGGUCAGGGUACGUCGC